This is a messenger RNA of Suillus plorans, 1356 nucleotides long. RefSeq names its product Alpha/Beta hydrolase protein. The transcript has 9 exons. Bases 1 to 1356 code for a protein of 451 amino acids. NCBI's taxonomy places the organism in Eukaryota, Fungi, Basidiomycota, Agaricomycetes, Boletales, Suillaceae. The record is from RefSeq and is a predicted model, not a curated record.
AUGAAACACCCGGAGAUGCAGAGGUAUUUAGAGGUUCCUUACGUGUUGCCACCCGUUCGCUUCCAGGACCCAAAGCCACUACCUCCUAAUUAUCGAUAUGAAGACAAGGACUACAUUUAUGAGACCAAGCACUGUGUUCAGCCUUCGAAUGAUGGACAGGGUGCAGCGACAGCACCAGCUGAUCGCAAGGGCUACGGAGAGCCGUCAGAGGACCCCCUCUUUGUCAAUAUUGCGUGCCAUUCAUCAUCGAAACCUGGGGCGAAUCUUCCUGUCAAGGUUUACAUUCACGGAGGAUUUCUUCAGUUUGGUUCGCCCCAUGGCUUGAGCUCCCAGUCACAAUAUGUGGCCGAGUCAAGGAAGGAAAUUCAUAUCAACAUCGGCUAUAGGCUCUCGGUGCUUGGUUUCCUUGCGUGCGACGAGCCCAAGAUAGACGGAAACUUUGGCUUCAAAGAUCAAUGGUUAGCGCUUCUGUGGAUUUCGGAGAACAUUGCAUCAUUUGGAGGUGACCCGAGCAAUAUUCAACUUUCUGGGCUGUCUGCUGGUGCCCAUGCCGUACACCAAAUCUUGCACCACCUUUCACACCUGCCACCAGGGCAGAACUCCCCGUUCCGUUCCGCCCAUUUGCAAUCAAACACAAUAAUGACUAUCCCUAAAACCCCGUUGGAGCUGAGGCAAUCCUUCCAAGCCCUUUGCCGCGCCCUCAAUCUCGAUCCUAAUGCCCCUGACGUGUUGGAGACCCUGAGAGACCCUGCCAAAGUUCCUAUCAAAGCUAUGAUGAAGGUAAUAGAGACAGACGAAGUCGGUGUGGAGCACGGCACGUACCGGGGAUGUUUUGAUGGCAAUUGGAUCCCUACCACACCCGAUCCAAUGACCUGGCAACGGUCGGGAGGCCUUGCUCGUGCUCUACGCGAGAAAGGAGUCAAGAGCAUUUCUAUUGGCGAUCUGAGCGAGGAGUGGUACCUUUACGCGAUCGCGCACCCGGUUCAAGGUCCACAGGAUGUGUUCCCUAACAUCUUGCGGUACUUCCCACGCCCCGUCGUUGAGAAGCUUGUGAAGAAGUAUCGGACGCUCCCAAGUACAGCAACUGUCGAAGAAUCGAUGAGGCAGAUGGGUGAUAUUCUAAGUGAUGGACAAGUGCACAUCCCCGUGAGGAUGUUUGCAAGAGAUUUCCAACAGGCGGGGUUCCCAAUUCUCAGAUAUACGAUUCGCUGGACUCCAGAACAACUGCGUCCAAAAGGGUGGGUCACGCAUGCAACUGACCGCUGCUUCUGGGCUCUCCGUAUCCCGAGCAUGAAUUAUCCACAGAUGAAGAAGGCGAUCCAGGCAGAUCUGCAUGUUCUGCACUAUAAGAUUUGA